UACCUUAUCAAUGCUCAAGUGGAGCUGGUACGCGACGUUUGCAGUGACAACAACGGCAGCAGCGGCGCCUGCAACAAACAACCCAACGGUAGCAGCACCCGCGGCGACAACACCGCCUCUUCAAGCAGUCCCAACAGCAACGACACCCAUACCCAGCAUACCGGAGGAGCCACCAGCAGCAGCACCACCACCAUAAGCACGAGCGAGGAUGAAACCAACAGUCCUUCCGCCACCAGUAACCGAAACCCAAACCAACCGCCAAUUACUGGGAGCAACAACAACGGCUGCAGCAACCUGCACGGUGGCACAGAGAUCGUCGUACGGCAGAAGUCAAACAAUCGCUUUCCUUCGCAGCCGAUGGUUGCUGAAACCACCGCACGUGUACGGCAAUGCGGCGGUUGUUUCGGUUGUUGCUGGGCACAUGGGGGAGUGCUGCUGCGUGUACGGACGAGCAAGGAGUCUUACGAAGCUGGGGAGACGGUUGAGGUCAUAAUGGAGAUUGAGAACCGCACCGACGUGCCCUUCCCGGAGGUGGUUUUGCUGCUGGAGCGAAACAUGCGGCUGGGAGGGGCGCUGCAGGCGGCGGUGGAGGCGGGUCAGGCAGCAGCGGAAGCAGCCGCCCAGGGAAGACCGGACGGCCAGUGGAAGGGCGGUGGUGACUGUGGUGACUGUGGUGGCGCUGGCGCCGGCACUGCUGGCGGCUGCAGCAGCGGCUGCUGCUGCAGCUGUGAGCAGUGGGAGCGCAUCUGCAAGCUCAAACACCCCGGCCUGGUCCCCGGCUCCAGCUACCAAGGCGACAACGCGCAGCUGCUGCGGCUGCUGCUGCCGCCCGGCCUGCCGCCCUCCAGUCACCCGGACCCGGAAGCAACAACAACCACAACACCCGCCUGUUGCCAACUCGCACAACAGGCGCGAAACGGCUGCAGCAGCGGCAGCAGCCCACAUGACGGCCUCAGCCCCAUGCAGCCCCAGCAGC
Molecule: messenger RNA, 976 nt
Organism: Astrephomene gubernaculifera
Lineage: Eukaryota; Viridiplantae; Chlorophyta; Chlorophyceae; Chlamydomonadales; Astrephomenaceae
Source: the annotation of a GenBank genome assembly